CGGAAUUGGAAUCUGCAACAGAAUGUUAUUUCAUAAUCAUGUCUUCAUGUUCUUGUGUUGUCUUGCCUAGAAUUGGUUCACAGGGCCUCUUGAACACAAAUCUGUUCCGAGCUUGUUUUUGGAUGCACUGCUGAUGUUCUCCGGUUACAGACCCUCUCUCUCCCGAGCUCCGCUGAAGGCUCAGCACCCCAACAGAAUGACUAUUUCUGGACCCUGCAGCUUUGUUGUGAAAUAUUGAGCCUAUGAGGGACCUUUUUAGAAGCACGGUCCCGGGAAGUAGAGUCAGAGGAUUGUCCGGGAGACCUGCCAAAGGUGUUUUUCAGGACGGGAGGUGAACCAAAUCGGGAGACUGAUUGAUUAUUUGAUGCCAGAUUGUGAAAGCGAUCAGUGACGGAUCAAUCGGACACAAUGACUGCUGUGAACGCUCCGCAAGACAGGUACAACGCUGUAUGGAUCAUAUUCUUCAUUCUGGGCUUGGGAACUCUCCUGCCAUGGAAUUUCUUCAUGACUGCUACUGUGUAUUUCACCCAACGUCUGAAGGACCCACAAAUCAAUCAAACAGCCAAUGGGACGGUGGAGAUAGAGGGCGACAGUCGUAGCGUCCUAGAGUCAAAGUUCAACAAUGUGAUGACGCUGUGUGCAAUGGUGCCGCUGCUCAUUUUCACCUGCCUCAACUCCUUCAUCCAUCAGAGGAUUCCUCAGAAGUGGAGGAUCUCAGGCAGUCUGUCGGUCAUUCUCGUGGUGUUUUUCAUCACAGCGGUGCUGGUGAAGGUGGAGAUGGAGCCCCUGCCAUUCUUUGUGUUAACUAUGAUCAAAAUCAUCUGCAUCAACUCAUUCGGGGCAAUUCUGCAAGGGAGUUUGUUUGGUUUGGGUGGAAUGCUUCCAGCGUCCUACACCACGCCCAUCAUGAGCGGCCAAGGGCUGGCGGGAGCGUUUGCGGCCUUCUCCAUGAUCUGUGCUCUCGCCUCGGGCUCUGAGUUACAGGACAGCGCUUUCGGCUACUUCAUCACUGCCUGUGUCGUUAUUCUCGUGGCCAUCGUUUCUUACCUCGCCCUGCCCAAAUUGGAGUUUUUCCAGUAUUACUCUGAGAGCAAUGGCUCGCGGUCCAUCGCAGAUGAGGAAAACAAGAUGGAUUUGCUGAAACCAGAAGGUCAAGCGGAGAAGAGGCCGGUCCUCAGUCUGACCGAUGAAGAGUCCAAACCCGCGGUGUCAGUGUUCGGCAUCUUUAAACAGAUCUGGGUGAUGGCUCUGUCCGUAUGCUUUGUCUUCGCCGUCACCAUUGGCACCUUCCCAGCCGUCACUGUCGACGUCAAGUCCACUAUUGCUGAGGGGGGUCGAUGGGAAACGUAUUUCAUCCCGGUGUCCUGCUUCCUCCUGUUCAACAUGAUGGACUGGGCCGGUCGGAGCCUGACGGCGGUCUGUAUGUGGCCCGGUAAAGACAGCAUCUGGCUGCCCGUCCUGGUCAUCGCACGUGUGGUGUUCAUUCCUCUCUUCGUCCUCUGCAACGUUCAGCCCAGAAACUACCUGCCUGUGCUGUUCUCUCACGACGCCUGGUACAUCAUCUUCAUGAUCCUCUUCUCCUUCAGCAACGGAUACCUGGCCAGUCUCUGCAUGUGCUUCGGACCAAAGAAAGUGUCGCAGCACGAAGCAGAAACUGCAGGAGCCAUCAUGGCGUUCUUCCUCUCUCUCGGCUUGGCUUUGGGAGCCGCGUUAUCCUUCGGUUUCCGGGCCAUGAUCUAGAACCGUGGCCUGGUUCUCAGUUUGAUGAAGAGGAACUUUAACCCUGGUUGUACACAGAGCCAGAGAGCGUUUUCACACUGCACAUGUAUUCGUUUGCCCCUCUUGUGCCUCAUGAAGAACUGCAUACGGCAUCUGGAACAGACACACGAGGAUCAACAUUAUGUCACGAGCCAAAAAUGAGCCAAAAUCUGUCUGCAAUUUUGUGUACUUGUAUAAUGUGCCAAAUCAGUAUUUAGCAAUAGCGUACGGAUCAGGUUAACCCCUUUCCGUCUGAGUUUUUUAAAAUGUUUUUGUAGGUAUUAACAGUUUUAAAUGUGAUGUUUUAGAUUUGUUUAGUGAUGGCAGAGACUUGCAGCUAUUAGGGCAGUAGUUCACUGCAGAAAAUGAUUUUCUUACUUGCCUUGUUUUGCAUUACAAAUAUCUAAAAAAUCUUGAUGAAUUUGAGAAAAGCUUCCAAUAAAUUCAUCAAAAUUAAGUUAAAAAACUAAAAAUAUGUCAUUGGAGUCUGAAAAAUAAUCUGGUUUUCACUUUGAAUUAUUUUUCUGAUCCCAUUGGCGGAUAUAUUUUUCUAGUUUUAUCUAGUAUCUCCAAGAGUUAAUUUUUGCAGAAAGGCAAAACACUGAGUAAGAGAAGCAGAUUUUGCAGUGUUUCUAGAUAAUCGUACUGUAUCACACCAUUAAAGGGCCCCAAUUUGAGUUUAUAGUGGCAUUUUGAAUGUUUCAAUCGUUCAGAUGUCUGUGGUUUAUUUUGUCAGCUGCAUGUAUUUGAAGAGUGAAGGCCUAAAAUUGUUACAUUUGUCAUUUAUUAUUAUUUAUACCUUUGUUUUUUAACAGCUUUUUGUAUUAUAUAUUUUUAAAGCAGCCUGUGUAAUGACAUGUUCUAACAAAAUUCACAACUUGCUUUGGUGCCUUUUGAAUGAGAUGUUUUCCAAAAAAUGGGCCAAAUGGAAAUGUUUGGGCGGGUGGGUGGGUCUGUGAGUGGACGGGUGUAGAAAUAAACACAUUUCUGUUUGUAAUGGAGUGAUGUGUGUUUGUACUGCUCGACUGUCAUUCAGCGGUCUCAUAAUGGAGGGUUUCAGCAGAAAAGGUUCUUAAUUACAGGAAGUUUACUUGAUUAUUGCCAUCAUUCCUGUGGAAAACCAAGAAGCCUUUUCAUUAAUGCUUGACGGAACUUUCAACUGUUACAUCCACCAAUUGUUAGGCUAUUUAUGAAGGCUGAUAUUAUAUUAAUGUUUUUGAACGAAGUCUCUUAUGCUCAUUAAGGCUGCAUUUAUUUCAUAAUAAAUACAGAAAAAACAGUAA
Molecule: messenger RNA, 3041 nt
Organism: Megalobrama amblycephala (Wuchang bream)
Lineage: Eukaryota; Metazoa; Chordata; Actinopteri; Cypriniformes; Xenocyprididae
Gene: slc29a1a
Product: solute carrier family 29 member 1a
Exons: 13
Coding region: 409-1740 (443 amino acids)
Biological process (GO): nucleoside transmembrane transport; uridine transmembrane transport
Cellular component (GO): plasma membrane
Molecular function (GO): nucleoside transmembrane transporter activity
Source: RefSeq, a predicted model, not a curated record